Messenger RNA from Bombina bombina (fire-bellied toad), 1934 nucleotides. It is a transcript of the gene C4H1orf198, whose product is annotated as chromosome 4 C1orf198 homolog. The record is from RefSeq and is a predicted model, not a curated record. The transcript is spliced from 4 exons. Lineage: Eukaryota; Metazoa; Chordata; Amphibia; Anura; Bombinatoridae. Bases 147 to 1187 code for a protein of 346 amino acids.
AAGUGGUUGUGCAUUUUGUUGUCUCACAGAAAGAGGAGGAGAAGCCUAAGAGGAGGGGUACUGAGGGGAAUCAGGAUCUGAGCUGCCAGUUUAGCCUGAAGCUGCUAGGCAGGUCUCGCACAAGGAUCUGAGUGGGAGCUACAAUCAUGGCCUCUAUGGCAGCAGCUAUAGCUGCAGCCAGGACCUCAUCGAUGUGUGUUAACCGGCCCCUUGAUGACAAAGAGCGGAAUCGCUUUGCGUAUUUCUCUUCCCUGAACUCCAUGGCCAAGAAGAUCAUGCAGGACAAGGAGAAAAUCCGGCAGCGAUACGGACCUGAGUGGGAUAAAAUGCCUCCCAAGGAGCAGGAUGAGGCCAUAGACAAAAACAUGAUGGAUCCCCAGCUUCAGACUCGUUAUGCCCUGCACCGGGGAGCUACCGAAGCCCAGCCCGUGUCCUGUUACCCUGUGCUCCGGACCCAGACUGGGCAGAAGGUGGUGCACUUCGGGGAGGAGGACAUAACUUGGCAGGAUGAACACUCGGCCCCUUUUUCCUGGGAGACUAGAAGUCAGAUGGACUUCAAUAUUAGUUCUUCUACUCAAGAAUCAUCAAAUGCUCCGGUGCACACAGAGCAAAAGCAAACUCCAAAAGCCAUCAGCCAAAGCAACCAAAUCAAGACGCCACAUGGCAACCAGCCUCCUAAGGUUACUCAGGUUCCUAAAACUCCAAGUGGUGACGGGUCCGCACCAGCCAGAAAAGAGGAGGAGUCACCCUUCUGGAAGAUCAGCAUGGAACGCUCCAGGAUCGAAGGCUCACAGUCGGAAUUUCAUUCACUGACCCCCAGUCAAAUAAAGUCCUUGGAAAAGGGUGAGAAGCCUCUCACGGUUUGCUGUAGACAAGACCCCUGUCAGAAGGAAAAAGAUACAGUCAAGCAAGAAAAAACAGAAAAAACAUCUGUGGUGACUUGGCAACCAAAAACAACUACUCCCAGCAUGGCUUCUGUAAAUGUGGAUUUGGAGAAGCCUCGACCAAGUCAGUCCUCUGUCAGCACUUUAGAUGAUGUUUUUCUUCCAGAACCAGAGGCACCGGCACCACCAGGUAAACGUAUAAUCCAGGAAACUGAAGAAAAGGAUGAGUCUGCUCUCUUCUCACAGAUUAACACUAGUAGCGUUCUUUUGAAGACGGGCUUUGAUUUUCUGGACAACUGGUAACCAAGAUCCAAUAUAUUUCAAGCCUUUAAGACAAAAUUGCAACCUCUCCUUUCCAAGCUGACUUUGUAACUUGCAAAUUCUUGCCGCCUUAUACUGCGUUUUUUUGUAAAACCGGAUAUGUUCUUUUAUAUAACUUUUUGUGAAGUUGUUAGUUUGUACUUGUUUAGGUCAUUUUUUUUAAACGUACCUUCUCUCUCUUACACAGGGUUAAAUACGUGCAAACGUGUGUAUUAAAUAUCAUUCUAUUUGUUCAAUAUUACCCCAAGUGCUUUUAUUAUUAUUAAAAAAAAUAAUCUUUUUUUGGGCAUUUGUUUUUAUAUGUAUUUUGUAAACCAUAACAAAAUAAAUGACAAAAAAUGAAAAAAAAAAUAUUUCAAGUUAUAAAAUUGAAAGGAAUGUGUAAAAAGCAGUCAAUAGUUGUGAAUGUCUUUUUAUCUGAAAUAUUGAAAAUUUAAGUGUUUUGUUACGUGAAUUUCCAGUCUGAAAUGUAAUAUGGUAGUUUUGUUUUAAUUAUUUUUAAACUAUACAUAUACUCACUCUGCCAUAUGAUUAAAUUACAUUGAUCUCUCAAAUUUGCAAUACUAUGUUCUUACUCAACUUUCAAUGUUCUUGCAAAUGUUGUUGGGUAGAUUGAAAACCUGUGCAUUUACAAAAAAAAUGUUUAGUAAACUUAGGUGAGAAUCCUCUGUAUAACUUAAACAUAAUAAGUGGUAUUUGUACAUUUCAAAUACAAUUUUUGAAAAAUAA